Messenger RNA from Saccharomyces mikatae IFO 1815, 951 nucleotides. RefSeq lists its product as uncharacterized. Bases 1 to 951 code for a protein of 316 amino acids. NCBI's taxonomy places the organism in Eukaryota, Fungi, Ascomycota, Saccharomycetes, Saccharomycetales, Saccharomycetaceae. The record is from RefSeq and is a predicted model, not a curated record. The transcript has a single exon.
AUGCUGAGUGAGGAGUAUAAUUUAGGGAGUGCAAAUAGCAUGACAUCAACUCAUUUAUCGAUGAAAAAGCAGAAAAUUGUGUUGAUGAAGUUUAUGGUAGCUCAAGUGACUAAGAAGAUUAUGCAACGGUAUGCAAGUCUGCUGGUGACUAUGCAUAGUGACGAUACUUCUAAUACUGGUUCAAAUCAUUCGAAAACAGCUCGAUUUGUGGAAAUAAUUCUGCACAGAGCCAAAUCAUCGCACUUACAGUUCAAGAAAGUUUGUUGCAUUGUGAUCAAGUUUCUAGAUUGUUGUUUGAAGGAAACGAAUUAUAUGAAGUUUUUAAAGUUCAACCUGCAUAAACUCUUUGUAGCCGCUUUUAUAUUAAGCGUGCCAAAUGUUGUAGGUAAUGACCGUGAUAGGAUAACCACAAGGGAUGAGACGUACCAUUCUUACUCAAAAAUAACAGGCCUAUCACUAGAGGAAGUGAUAAAUUGUUGUUCUAUAGUGAGACCCGUACUUAUUCGGCGAGGUAGACAGCAACGUAAGCAAAUGUUAUCCCGCCGUGAUCAGCAUUCCUAUUUCUCUAGAAGUGCUUUCAUGAACUCUCAUUCAUCAUCAGCAUCUUCUUUUUUCUCUAGAAACCGAUCAGCCAAUGAUCUACUUGUACAUACAAAUGCAUAUUCGUUUCCUAAUCAUUCCGACGAGGAAGACCAUAAUCGGCGGUGGGAGCAUGGAGAAGCAAACAGUAUGGAGGAGAAUGCCGGUACGUAUCAACAAACUACGUUUAUACCAGAUACACCGAACGUUCUACAUUCGAGAUCAAUGAUUGAGUGCGGAAUUGAACCCAUGCAGACAGUUGAUUCUAGUGAAUUGUCAGGUCAAAGCAACGGGUAUGUUUUAAGGGCAGAAUUACAGGAGUUUAACAACAUUGGUAAGAAAUUAGUUCAAGAUUCUUUUAGAAUAAUAUAG